UCACCGCAUCUGCCGGUUCACCCACCUACCCUCCCUUCCAUCGGCACUUUCGCCGCUCCGUCGGCGGCUUCGCAAACCCCGCCCCGGUCACUCCUUCCUCUUCGUCGUUCCCUCCUUCACCCUCUCAUUCUUGUCUCUCCCGAUCUUCAUCGCUGUAAUCGUCCGGUCGCAAGAACACACACUUGCGGUUCGUGCCAACAGGGGCGAUUAGGAGGAGGUUUUAUUUUUGAUCGAUCGAUCGUGGUCGAUCUGAUGGACCCGGAAGUGCUUGAUGGCAUCAUCGGCCGGCUGCUGGAGGUGCGGACGGCGAGGCCCGGCACGCUGGUCCGACUCGCGGAGGCGGAGAUCCAGCAGCUCUGCACCGUCUCCCGCCAGAUCUUCCUCGGCCAGCCCAACCUCCUGGAGCUUGAAGCCCCCAUCAAGAUCUGCGUGCUGCAAUGACCAGAAUGUUAGGAAAUUGUUCGUCGAUGCCUGGCUGCUGUUUUAUGCAUGAUGAGGCACCCAUGGCUGAUCUCAACAUAGACGGGCCAUGGCUCUUUGGCCAAGGUAGCUGGUCUGAAGACUGGUUGCCAUCCUCAAAUGUGUUAGUUGUCGGUGCAAUUCCCACCCCCUGGCGCUUUGGAUUUCAUUGAAUAUUGGCGCAUAAGGUUUUGCAAGAUGACACCAACUCUAAUUGGCGAUGAUGAAUUGACAACUGGGAAAGAUGAUGUUAAUGUGUGACAUUCAUGGCCAGUAUAGUGAUCUCUUAAGGCUUUUUGAGUAUGGAGGUUUUCCUCCAGUUGCCAAUUAUCUAUUUUUAGGUGAUUAUGUGGAUCGGGGAAAGCAAAGCUUAGAAACAAUAUGCCUUCUUCUUGCAUACAAAAUUAAGUAUCCAGAGAACUUUUUCCUUCUGCGUGGAAAUCAUGAAUGUGCUUCAAUAAAUAGGAUAUAUGGAUUUUAUGAUGAAUGUAAGAGGAGGUUUAGUGUGAGACUCUGGAAGAUCUUCAGUGAUUGCUUUAACUGCCUUCCUGUAGCUGCCGUUAUUGAUGACAAGAUCUUAUGCAUGCAUGGUGGCCUUUCCCCUGAUCUCUCCAAGUUGGAUCAAAUUAAGAGUUUACCUCGGCCAUGUGAUGUACCUGAAAGCGGUUUACUGUGUGACUUACUUUGGGCAGAUCCUGGUAGAGAUGUUCAAGGUUGGGGAGAGAAUGACAGAGGGGUCUCUUGGACUUUUGGUGCUGAUAAAGUUUCUGAGUUCUUAUUAAAACAAGAUUUAGAUCUUGUCUGCAGGGCACAUCAGGUUGUGGAGGAUGGCUAUGAAUUCUUUGCCGACAAACAACUUGUGACGAUAUUCUCAGCCCCAAAUUAUUGUGGUGAAUUUGAUAAUGCUGGUGCUAUGAUGAGUGUUGACGAAACUUUGAUGUGCUCUUUCCAAAUUCUCCAGCCUGCUGAAAAAAAACCAAAAUCUCUGUUGCCAACCAGAAUUUAACAACCAAAUAAUAAACUAUGAUCAAGGUUAAAUCGACUGCAUCAAUUGAAGAUAACAAGGCAGCUGAUACUCUUAAUUAUAGUGAAUUUGAGAUGCAGUUAAAGAGUUGUUGUAAUAAGAUGCCAUUGGCUGCAUGGGCGUCUGCUGCAAUCAAACUCCCGGACUUCAUCGUAAAUGUCAAAUUCCAGAAAUUAUUUUUUUGUACUCUGAAACUGUAUUGUAUGUGCACAUAUUUCUUUCCAUAUUUCUCCCAUUUGGAACGAUGAA
Molecule: messenger RNA, 1732 nt
Organism: Musa acuminata subsp. malaccensis (wild Malaysian banana)
Lineage: Eukaryota; Viridiplantae; Streptophyta; Magnoliopsida; Zingiberales; Musaceae
Product: serine/threonine-protein phosphatase PP1
Cellular component (GO): nucleus; cytoplasm
Molecular function (GO): protein serine/threonine phosphatase activity
Source: RefSeq, a predicted model, not a curated record